This is a messenger RNA of Cutaneotrichosporon oleaginosum, 6691 nucleotides long. RefSeq lists its product as uncharacterized. Gene Ontology annotation, cellular component: cytoplasm. NCBI's taxonomy places the organism in Eukaryota, Fungi, Basidiomycota, Tremellomycetes, Trichosporonales, Trichosporonaceae. Gene Ontology annotation, biological process: nuclear-transcribed mRNA catabolic process, nonsense-mediated decay. The record is from RefSeq and is a predicted model, not a curated record. Gene Ontology annotation, molecular function: RNA helicase activity.
ACCGUCACCACCCUCCACAGAUCCACAGCGACUAGCUCCCUUCAUCUCUCCAUCUCCUCAUGCCCCAUGCCGACACCCGCUGAGGUCGAAGCCAUCCUCGACCGCCGCAAGGGGCGGCACGACACGCCCGGCGACGCCGACCUCGCCCCCGUCUACACCUUCCUCCUUGCUGACACCCCCGAUGCCCCGUCGCACUGGUUUUGCCCCGCUGCAGGCGACCUCCAGCGCCGCGCGGCGACGUACCUCAUAGUACUGUUCGCGUUCAAGCGCCAGGGCACGAGCAAGACGUGGAUCGACACGCUCGCCAAUGUGCUUCAGUCGUGUGCUAAGUGCGCGCGCGGAUUCGCGAGCGCUCGGCGGACAUGGGAGCGGCUCUACUUCUCCGCCUACCCCGCAGCAACGAGGCAGAACUUUGCCCAGGUCAUCGACAAGUGGCUGGCCGAGCUGAUCUCACCUCACCUUGAGCCAGGCGGCUUGUUCGACCUCCCGCCUGCGCUCCUGCAGCUCGCAUUCAAUGAGCCCGCCGUUCUCGCCCUUCCCACCAUUGCUGGCGCGCUCGACAAGGCUACUGCAGCAGCCGGGAGCGGGCGCACCUCCGUGGCCGACCUCCACAUUUCCGCCGGACUCGUCAACUUGCUGUCAUCCCGCAAGCCUGAGCACCGGCAGUGGGCGCGCACGCAGAUCGCGUUCAUCUCGCACAAGCCCGUCUUCUUUGGAGAUUUUCGGGACGGCGGCGUGGGGGCGGAGGUGCUGGCGCUGCUCGGGUCAACCUUCCCCGGAUCCCAAGCCGAGCUCCUUUCCUCCGUCCAAACACUCGUCUCCGCCGACCGCUUUGCGCCCGAUGCUAUCCAACAAGGCCUCCUCGCGGGGCAGUACACGCAGGAUGCGGCGCGCCCAGACAAGUCCGUCAUGGCGUUUGUCGCGCGCCAGCUCGGCACGCCAUCAGAUUCCUUCCCCGCCGUUCUCGAACUCUUCACUUCCAUCCUGCGCAUAUCUCCCACUCGCCACGCUUGGGCGUUUGACACCUCGCCGGAACUUCCCCAUACACUCUUCUCUGACAUCAAGAGGAACGCGUCGUUUGACGCCCUGGUGGCCGACGCUCGGCCAUCCAACCCUAAGGGCAAGGACAAGGAGGGCACAGAAGAUACAGGCCCACUGAGCUUUAUCACACCCUUCCUUGUCUCUGUCCUCGACGCGCAGAAGGCAAAGGAGGGCUCGGGGUUCUCCGAAGCCCUCGCCAAAGUCAUGAACUACUGUUUCGCCGAAAUGCAGCACGACCGUCUCGAGGUGCAGGUGCGAGCCGCCGUCGCGGAGUCUGGUUUCAAGACUCUUAUUGCGCUGCAGGAGAAUGUCUCGGGCACAGACCUAGGUUCUGUGGCGAUCAAGUCUGUACUCGAAGUACACGCCAGUUUCAUCGCCCGCGUCGCGUUCCAUUUGAAGGCUGAUCGAGGAUGGGCGUCGGCACGCGAGGCUGCGCGGAAUCUGACCGCUGUGGUGUUCAAGGUGGACGGGCGCGAGAUUGUGGAAAACGUUCUGGGCAUGGCCCUGAUCGCCAUGAACGAGCGUCGUCGCUUGAGACGAGCGCGUCGGGCCAAACCAAACAAUCCUGUUCCAGAUGCCGUCCGUGUCGAAAAGCUUCAUCGCGUCUCGGUCCAUCGCGAGCUUUGGAGGGCAGCAUAUGAAGCCUUCGACCCGACAGACCCCUCUGGAUUGGCGCUGAUCAUCGCCGCUGUCGCGCCAUUUGCUCACAUUGAAAAGCUAAACUUGAACGAGGCAUGGAACCCAGACGAUCUCGGCAAGGUUGUUGAACGUCAAGAAUGGAAAUUGAGCGUGCGAGCCGUCAACACGGCACUCGACACUGUGCGCGAGGACUUUCCGCGCGUUGUCGAGUCGAUGGCGGCGCAGCUCGAUCCCCUCGUACUGGGUUCGUUGUGGAAAGUUCCCGGUGUAGCACAGUCAGUCAUGGUUCUUCUUCUGUCGCCUGUCGAGAAGAUCCACGACCCCAUUAUCAACCUGAUCCAACAAUCCUACACCGAAGUCGAUGACCGAGGGGACUGUAUCCGCACCCUUCUGAACCAGCACUCAGUCGAGGUCAUGGACGGACUCUACGCCUUCCUCUCGUCCUUCAUCCAGACUGCACGGUUGGUUCCAGAAGCGGUCGGGCUCGCCAAAUGGCUUGUGCGCUGCUUCACCGACGUCAUGGAUGCCCUGUGCGAAUCGUCGGGCCUGUCACCCGCCUUGCUCCAGACGGACGCGUUCUUGUCAAAGUACGCCAACAAUCGGCGCAUGACGCGCCGCGUGAGCGACCUGUGGCAGCUCAUGACGGACUCGCUGGCUCUGAUCUUCAAGCGUACCUCCGACUGGGCACCGUAUUACGACAACGAGGUCAUGGUCGACUGGAUGCGAGACGCGCUCAUCUUCGGUCGUAUGAUCACUGACAACAUCCGGAUCUUCGAAUCCGCGAUCCUAAGCCACGCGAAAGUGCCUCAAGACGACCCUUCAGAGUCUCCCGCGCGCAUGUCUCAAGUUGGCAAGACUCUCGUCCAGAAGCUGCAGGUUGUCCUUGCUGAUCUCGUCGGGUGGCUGCGUCUGACAGAUGCGGAAACGCUCCACCAAGCCUUUGAGCUGCUCAAAACGAUCUUGGGUCGCGUCAGCAAGUCCAAGCCGGACCUCAACACCGACCCGCAACUUGAGGCUACGCUUCUCGAGCUUGACAAGUUCUGUCGCCGCUCCUCCAAUGCCUACAAGAGUCGUAUCUCGGAUGACAUGCUCGCAGAGCUGUCCGAGCUGGUUGGCCAGUUCGACUUGGCCAUGGACGACGACAUUCAGUUUAUUAAGGAGGUCAAAGCCACGACCCCCGAGGCUGGCAGCUCUGAUGUGGAGCCGAUGUCAUCGAGGCUCAAGGCUGUUGCCAUCAAGGACAAGCGCGAGGACCAGCGCGACGUCAAACCAUCGAUCUCCGCGACGCAGCAGAAGAAUGCGUUUGCUAUGAUGAUGAAGAAGGCCGGCGGAACGUACACGCCCACCGAAGGCUCCAGUCGCCCCAAGCCGACCAAGCCGACCAAGCCUCGCCAAAUGACACUGGAAGAGUUCGAGGAACAGGACGACUUCCUCGAGAGCUUGUCUGCCCAUGACCUUGACAUUCUGGAGCGCCGAGCUCUGAGCACGAGCGCUAAGCGUGCCGAGGCGCCCAAGCCAAAGAAGGACAAGCUCGUCUUGAAUGUCGUGCCCAAGUUCUACCCGGAGAAGAAGCCUUCAUCGACAUCAUACAAGUCGAAGUUUAUGCGUGACCUGAGCCGUGAGCACAAGGCGCAGAUGUCUGAGCAGCGUCGGGGCGCACCUCCGGUCACUCGUUUGCCCAACGCUGCAGCCAUUGGCACUGGUAUUGGCGCAUACACCGGCCCGCCCAGGCCAGUUGCCAAGCCGGCGCCGGCCUCCUCCGACACGAGUGACUCGGACUCGUCGUCAGACGACGAUAACAAGGGUCUCACAGCUCUACUUGCACGCCAGAAAGGCGUGCUCAAGCCUGCGACGAGGGUUCCUGCUGCUCCGCAGCGCUUUACCAUUGCGGAGUCGCGUCCUAAGAUGGGCGGAGCAGCCAUCGACCUCAUUCGCGAGCGCGAGGCUCAGCGACGGAGAGCUCACGCGAAUCGCAUGCGUCUCAACCCGGAUAUGACACCGCUGUACCGCUACGUGCUGGGCUGGAACCCGGCGCACACUGGUACAAUGCCUCCGUACCAGGAUAAAGUGGCAGCUCAGAUUGGCAGCUUACAGCCUGUGCCUACGGCAUUUAGCAGCGCAGAGCAUUAUGACAAGGUCAUGCUCCCCAUGUUCCUGCAGGAGCUGUGGGCCCAAUUCAUCAAGGACGAGCAGACGUCGGGCGCCGUGACCGUCGAGGUCAUGCAGAAGGACUAUGAGGACAGCUUCAUCGACCUGCAGGCCGUCGUUGCUGGAAACUUGCCGCAGGGCUUCAGCCUCAACGACUCGGACAUUGUGACUAUCCAGCCGCAGGUGCCAGGCGGCCGACAGGUCUUCGCAAAGGUCAUGGUAUUCGUGCGCCGCUUCAAGGAGGUCUCGAUGAAGCUGCGCAUCCUGAACGACAUGGACCCGAACGUCGGCGUCAAGGGCAAGCUUGUCGUGCAGAAGCGCACCACACUUGGCACCGCGUUACGCGAGUUUGGUGCCCUUCGCGGCUUGCCUUACUAUGAGCCGGGCAUCCUCCGUGACAUCCUCGCUGCGCGUAGCGCGGCCACGCCCACCGUCUCAGAAGCCGACGUCAAGGACGCCAUGCAGAAGUUCCAGGUCAACGAGCCACAGGCGAAGGCCAUUCUCGGCGCGUUCGCCGUGCAAGGCUUUGCUCUCAUCCAGGGUCCUCCGGGUACGGGUAAGACCAAGACUAUCAGUGGUCUCGUCGGCAAGUUUCUAUCUGAGCGCAACAUGCCCAUCGCCUCGCAUGUCGACGCUCCAGCCAAAACCAAGAUUCUGGUGUGCGCGCCCAGUAACGCGGCCAUUGACGAGGUGUGCAAGCGUCUUAUGGACGGAGUUCCGUCAGCCAACGGCGGGCGCAUCCACCCCAAGGUCGUGCGGAUUGGUAUGGAGUCAUCGGUCAACGUCGCCGUCAAGGACGUCUCGCUCGACAACAUUGUGGAGGCACGUGUCAACACGGAGUCACAGAGACGAGAUGGCGGAGGCUCAGAACUCGCCCGUGUGCAAACCGAGCUCGAUGCUGUCAAAAGCCAGAUCAAGGAGAAGCAGCUGGAGCUCUCGCGCGUACAGGGCAACGAUCAGAAACUCAAGGCCAUCGAAGCUGAGCUCCACACUCUCAACGCGAAACGCACCAAGCUCGGUCAGCAGCAAUCGCGCGCUAAGGACGCUGCCCGUGAUGCCACACGCCACCUCAACGGUGCCCGUCGUGCCGCUCGUGAUGCUGUGCUCAAGGAGGCGGACAUUAUCUGCGCUACCUUGUCUGGUGCCGGCCAGGAGGUGCUCAAGGCCUACCAGUUCGAAACGGUCAUCAUCGAUGAAGCCGCACAGGCGAUCGAGAUGAGCUGUCUCAUCCCGCUCAAGUACGGUGCCAGGCGGUGCAUCAUGGUCGGAGACCCUAAUCAGCUUCCUCCCACUACGUUCAGCAUCGAGGCGGACAAGAACAAAUACAACCAGAGUUUGUUCGUCCGCAUCGCGCAGAAUAGGGACUCGCACAUGAAUCUCCUCAGUAUUCAGUACCGUAUGCACCCCGAGAUCUCGGAGCUGCCGUCCAAGCUGUUCUACGACAAUCGGCUCAAGGAUGGACCUGGGAUGGCCGAGAAGACCGCGGCGAUGUGGCACAAGACCCCGAUCUUCGGGCCAUACCACUUCGUCAACGUCAAUGGCCACGAGACGAAGGCCGGCACGUCUACGCGCAACACCGAUGAGGCCAGGGUCGCUGUUGACCUGUACCGCAACCUUGAGGCCCAAUACGGCAACCGUAUCGACUUUACAAUGCGCAUCGGCGUGAUCACCAUGUACAAGGAGCAGCUGAACGAGCUCAAGCGACAAUUUAGGAACGCGUUCGGCGACGAGAUCGUGGAGAAGAUUGAUUUCAACACCGUAGACGGUUUCCAGGGCCAGGAGAAGGACAUUAUUAUCCUCUCAUGUGUCCGUUCUGGACCGAACCUCACGACUAUCGGUUUCCUGAAAGACUUCCGCCGCAUGAACGUCGCCUUGACGCGUGCCAAGUCUACGCUGUUCGUUCUGGGCAACGCAUCGACGCUCGAGCGCAGCGAUCCCCGCUGGAACACGAUCGUCGGUGACGCUCGUGAGCGUGGUCUUCUCGUCAACUACGAUCCCACGCUGUUCUCCAACCCUAAGCAUGCCCUGCCCGCCACCAACGGGAAACUCAAGCCACGCGAAGCUUCGCCUGUGCGCGGGGUCGUCAUCCCAAAGGUCGGCACGGUUAAGGGCCUCGACGAUCCCAUCAAGAAACGCAAAUCGUCGCCGGCGGAGGAGCCGGCCAGCAAGAAGCCGCGAAUUUCGGCGCCGACUGGGAACAAGGGUUCCAACAAUAGCUCGAAGAACGGCUCAGUCGCGCCAUCUGUCACUGGCUCAGCGGCAACAUCACGCGUUUCGACACCAGGUCGGCGAUCCUCACCCUCGCCUCCCCAGCCGACAGCAGCACCACCACCCCCACCGAUUGGCCGCCCAUCAGUGGCCCCAUCACUCCCCACGCGCCCUCCAGCCGCCGCUGCAUAUGCAAACGUCCCUCCACGCCCUCCUGGCCUUUCAGGCCCCUCCGCUGGCGCACCCCCGGUUCGCCCUCGUCCACCGAAGCGCCCCGCAGGCGAGGACGCCUUAUUCAUGAAGAAGAAGAAACCCGUCCAACGUCCCAAGGGAGGACCACCGCCAGUCAACGUGCGCGCAAUCGUAAACGACGACGUCGCGAGCGGGCGGCGACCACCUCGUCCGUCCUAGACCACCCAAUCUCAUUUCUGCAUGCCAAGCUUCAUACUCACGUCAACUGCAUCACCUCUAUCCUGCAUGUCGCAUCUCACCCUGCAUUUAGCAUUUGCACCCAUAGAUCACACCCCACACCCCGUCUGCAAAGAGUCAUGUACUGUACAUUCACCCCGCACGCACAUCCAGAAUGUGAGCAGUCGCAUAUUUGUACAGCUGAUCCAUCGGUCACUCAAGUACAACAGGAUGUGAACGCGGUGUU